Nothoprocta perdicaria is the source of this 1767-nucleotide messenger RNA. RefSeq names its product chromosome unknown C5orf22 homolog (gene CUNH5orf22). Bases 1 to 1362 code for a protein of 453 amino acids. NCBI's taxonomy places the organism in Eukaryota, Metazoa, Chordata, Aves, Tinamiformes, Tinamidae. The record is from RefSeq and is a predicted model, not a curated record. The transcript has 9 exons.
AUGAGCGGCGGCGGCGGCGGCAGCGGGCUGCGCAGCUACGCGGCGCUGCCCGUGUGCGUGGUCGAGGAUCACCAGGACGUUCUGCCUUUCAUCUAUCGUGCAAUUGGUUCAAAGCAUCUUCCUGCCAGCAACAUCAGCUUUGUCCAUCUAGAUUCCCAUCCAGACCUCCUUAUUCCUGUCAAUAUGCCAGCAGACACUGUAUUUGACAAAGAGGCUCUUUUUAGUGAAUUAAGUAUUGAGAACUGGAUUAUGCCUGCAGUUUAUGCUGGCCAUAUUUCUCAAGUAAUAUGGCUUCACCCACCCUGGGCUCAGCAGAUCUCCGAGGGAAAACAUGACUUUUUAAUUGGGAAAGACAUAUCAACAACUACCAUCAGGGUUACAGGUACAGAUCAUUACUUUCUAAGUGAUGGGCUUUACGUCCCUGCUGAUCAACUGGAAAACAAGAAGCCUUUAAGUUUACAUGUCAUCCUUAUUAAUCCUACUGAAGCAUUGAACAAUCUAGAAGAAAAUGACAAAGCAGCAUCUGCUAAGAGAGUAAAGCUGAGUACAGAUGACACAGCAAGCACUGCUCCUGCCUCCUCAUCAGUGAUUCCUGGUGACCUUGAUCACAGCUGCUCAAGUGGGAAGAACAAGGGAAUACAAAAUACAAGCACACAAAACGGGACAGAAACCUUGUCAGAGGGCUCAGCUUCAUGCUCUUCUAGAAACAGUGAAUGUCCAAUAAGGGAAGUUGUUGAAGAUGUAUGCCAAGCACUGCAGAAAGGGGAUGCAUGUGUUUUAGACAUUGACUUAGAUUUUUUUUCUGUUAAAAAUCCCUUCAAAGAAAUGUACACGCAGACAGAAUAUGAGCUUUUGCAAGAGUUGUACAGUUUUAAGAAGCCUCAGAGGAAUGCAACAGAGGAGGGCUUAUUGGAUUGUGUUGAAAACCGUGUUCAUCAGCUGGAAGAUCUGGAAGCAGCAUUUGCAGACUUGUGUGACAGCGAUGAUGAAGAGACACUACAGAAAUGGGCUUCGUAUCCCGGAAUGAAGCCGCUUGUUCAACUUGUUCACAGUCUGAAAAGCAGGAUGGAGACCCCAGACUAUGAAAUGGUCCAUCAGGCUGGUCUCACCUGUGAUUAUAUUGAGCUUCCCCACCAUGUUAGCACUGAAGAGGAGAUAGAAGGACUCAUAAGAUCCAUUGAACUUCUGCUAAAAAAUAUGCCUAAACCAACGCUUGUAACAAUUGCUCGAUCAAGUUUGGAUGACUACUGCCCUUCAGAGCAGGUUGAUGUCAUUCAAGAGAAGGUUCUCGGUUUGCUACGUUCGGCAUACGGCUCUCUGGAUGUGCACUUAGAUUACUCAAGCAGUUCAUCUUCUGUGUGACCUUUUUCCACCCUCCAAUGCAGUGGAUUCAUUUAAAUUGCAGUGGAUUCAUUUAAAUUUGGAUACUAGUUAUGGUUGGAGAGGGAAAGCGCUUACUGCAGCAGGAUGCACUAGAAGCCAAGGUGACCAAGAGCUAGUUCUAAGUUUCCUUGCUUUAUGCAGGUCAGCUGUGUCUGAACUCUCAUCUGUGCUUGUCACUGUUCAGAUUAAUUAUGAUUAUUUUAACUGUAUUUAUUUUAAUUAAUGGAAGAGCAAAUAUUUUUUGCCAAAAAAUGUGUGUUUUCAUCUGAUGUCUGUAAGUCUCUGUAAAAACAAAGACUUCAAAAAAGUUAAUGGAUUUCUUUUAUGUAUUUCUUUUUUUUUUAAUGGAAGUUGGUGAAAUAUAUUGCACAUAACCCAGGAAAA